Messenger RNA from Silurus meridionalis, 3458 nucleotides. It is a transcript of the gene eeig2b, whose product is annotated as family with sequence similarity 102 member Bb. Bases 345 to 1454 code for a protein of 369 amino acids. The transcript is spliced from 11 exons. NCBI's taxonomy places the organism in Eukaryota, Metazoa, Chordata, Actinopteri, Siluriformes, Siluridae. The record is from RefSeq and is a predicted model, not a curated record.
UAGUACACGUCACUGUGUCACGUGUCUGUCCGGCGGCUCUGCACGGAGCAGGAUUCGAGCCUCGGCCGUGUGUUUACUGUAACCGAGCACCGGUUCAAUGCGGCGGUAGGUGACAGCUCUGGAGAUGGAGGAGGUGGAGGUGAAGGAGCAGAUGUGAGAGUUGAUGGAAGCCAUUAGGGAAGAUCUCGACGCUGUGUUACAACGCUAACAGUGUUAGCCGUGUGAGCUAGCGACGCGGCCGGUAGCAGCAGCAGGAGGAGGAGGAGGAGGUUGUUGAUCUUUUCCCUGGUCCUGUUAUACAGUGACAGUGUUGUGCCGUGUCUACCAGGAAGAAGCCAUUAAACAUGAUGAAGAAGAAGAAGUUCAAGUUUAAAGUGGAUUUUGAGCUGGACGAGCUGUCUUCGGUGCCGUUCGUGAACGGGGUCCUUUUUUGUAAAAUCCGGUUGCUGGACGGCGGUUUCUCCGAGGAGUCAUCCCGAGAAACGGUCCAGGCGAACUGUGUGCGCUGGAGAACCCGGUUCUCGUUUCCAUGUAAAAUGAGUGCCAGUGCCGGAACAGGAGUUCUCGAUCCUUGCAUAUGUCGUGUUUCUGUCAGAAAGGAAAUGAAAGGUGGGAAGACGUAUGCAAAGCUGGGCUUUGCUGAUCUAAACUUGGCUGAGUUUGCAGGUUCGGGGAGCACCACACGUCGAUGUUUACUGGAGGGAUAUGACACCAGGAACACCAGACAGGACAAUUCCAUUCUCAAGGUGAUCAUCUGUACUCAUCUAAUGUCUGGAGACCCCUGUUUCAAAACGCCUCCAUCCACUGCCACAGUGAUUGGGAUCCAGGGAGAUGGAGUGAGUCUGCUGGAAGAGCGAAGAGGUGGAGACACACAGAAUCCCUACCUGGGGCUCUCAGAAACCACAGGCAAGUGUGUCUCUCUGCCAGAGGAGCUGGGAAUCUGUGGUCAUUCUCGAACCUCCAGCUAUGCUAGUCAGCAGUCUAAAGUAUCAGGCUACAGCACCGGCCACUCUCGUUCAUCCAGCCUAUCAGAGUUCACCCAUAGGAGGAACACAUCAAUUGGUAGCACAUCCACAGGCAUCGCUAGCAUCCCAGAGCCCAGUGAGGAGAGCCUGAGUUCCACAGCACCUGCUGCUGCUUCUGCCCUUGGAGCCUGUAGUGCAUCGUCAGUAAACCCUGCUACACCAGACCGAACUUCCAGCAGGCACCCGAUGAAGCAGGACUCGAUGGAAUCUCAGCUAAAGCGGGUGGAUGCCACUAGGGUUGAUGCUGAUGAUGUAGUGGAGAAAAUCCUACAGAGCCAAGACUUCACUCCUGGCAUAUUUGACUCGAGCAAUGAAGAGGAGGGUCUUCGUUUAUUUGUGGGUCCUGGAGGAAGCACAGCAUUCGGGAGCCAUCAUCUACCCACCAGGGUUGGUGGUGGUGCCUACGAACAAGUGGUAAUCAAGCGCUAGCGGUAAAGGGUGUGGAAGGUGCCAAGUAGAGAGGUUACACAAACCAAAGUACAGAAGAGAGUGAGGUCUCUCCAAGCUCCCUGCCAUCCCAGCAGUGUGAUUCCUUCGACCUUCCCAUUCACUCACUGCUGCUGGGGUCUGGGAAUUUGCAAAGAGAAGCCUCUGCCAUCAUUAUGGAGGCAUGGGCUCCUCUGAAUCGCAGGAUAACUGCACUUUUUUCCCAACUCUGCUUUCCUCUUUAUCUCAUCUAUAAAACAUCUGACAAAGGCAGGAAACUAGUCUUACAUUUUGGAAGAAAAAAUAAUCCAGAAAGGUUUUUGCUGCGUUGGCAGUUUUGUUCCAGUGUUUCGUCAGCUGUGUGGUGAAGAUUUUAGCUCUUCAUAAGAUUGUGUAUUCAGAGGAAUUGGUUCACAUAUUGAAAGUGGCCGUAUUCAGUCGAGUCAUGCAUCAGCAGCUCAGUAUUUGUGUGUAGGUGAGAACCACGUGUAAUCCUGCAGCGUUUCGCUGAAGGUCACAUCACCAUGGCGUACCGCUUGCUUCGGCUGAUCUCAUUACACAGAAGAGCUGACUUUAGCACAGACAAUUACUUACACUCACUAGACGAAGUGUCACUUCUACAUUCAAAUAAAUGAGUAAUAAAUUCUGAAAGCACUUAAUAGAAUAAUAGUUAAAAUAGUUGUUGGUCCUUGUAGUCUAUUUCCUGUCAGAUUUUUACAAUUGUUUGUUAGAACUGGUCUGUUUUCAACUGUUGUUUGUGUGUGUCUGUGUGCAGUUCAGUCCGAGUCAAAAUGUCAAACAAUUGUUGUGCAUUUGGCUGUGCGGCCAUUUCAAGUGGUGUCUCACUCCUUCAGCACAGCACACAUGGGGCCAAAGUCAAGCUACUCAGAAACUGCCAUUAUUAAUAGCUGGACUGUGUAAUAAAGCAGUUUGACCUUUCAGUCAUAAUUGCACUAUGUACACAUCAUAGCUAAUUAGCUCCUUUAUUGAGCACAGAGCAUAUGAUUUAAGAGCCAAAGGGCAGGAAUUCACAUUUUUAUUAUAGUGAAUUAUUGCCUUUGUAGCUGUGAAAGCAGUGUUUUUUUGUAGGUUUGAUUUUCCCUUGAGUUGCUACAGAGAUGUAGUCUGAUAUCGACCCUCUUUACUUUGACUUGUACUGCGUACACUUCUCGCUGUUGUCUUCUUUAUUUUUUAUAUAUACAGUAUAGAUCACACAACACUACAAAUGUCUAUUGGUGUGUGCCGAGUUUCUUGAUUUUUUUUUUUGAGAUAUCUUGUUUCUCAUGAGGGAUUGUUUGAGUAUUUUGAUGUCUUUUUGUUUGGCGUGCUGUCUGCUAGUCUAGCCAUGAACCAGGUUCUCAUUGGUUUUAUGUGCCACUACAAAAGCCAUGUUUUACAAAGUGAGCCCACUUUUCUCUUCUUGGUUCUGUAAUGGAGCGAGUGUGUGUUACUGUGUACAUAGCAUUAUAUUUUGCUAGCUCAUUGGUGUAUCUAAACUCUCACCCUAGGAAAUAAGUAUGUAGGGUUUGAUUUAACUACCAAAGUCUAUUACUUCUUAUGAAUAUGCCUUCAGUGUAUCAAUGCCUGUAAUAACUGAUUAUAUUGUUUCUUAAAUGAUGUAAUAACAGUGCCAUUCUAUGAGAAGCCUGGAGAUUUAGGCCAGGGCCGAACACUACUGCAAAACAUCAGUGUUGUUUCUCACAGCUCGGACCACCAGGUUUCCACAGUGCAGUGUUUCAUACAUUAUAUGUUUACAGAGUACCAUUACAGAAUCCCUAAAUAUUUCAAUAGUUUGCAUUCAGUGUGUAGGUACCUUGUUUUAUAGUAAACACCAUGGUGUUUUUAUCUCUUCUGUGAAGCUUUUGCGCCUCGUACAGUGUCUGAUGUAAUGACUGUCAGAUGACAAUGUUUACUGUUCUGCAUUGCUGUUGUGAUGUUUAACUCCUUUUAACCAGUGCUGAUUACAUGUACCGCACACUGUUCAAUAAACACAGUACAUAAAAACAA